GUCUAAGCAUGCAGACGUGUUACAACACCUAUACCUGAGUACAGAUAUGUUAUAAAAUGCAGCAGCAUGUGUGAAUAUAAAGGUACUUGGUUUCCAUCAUUAUGCCUUGAAUUAGUCGCCUAGAAAAUACACAAUUAAGAAUUAUCCGGUUUCAAAAGCAAGAAAUCCGUUCAGUAUCUUGAGUAAAGAAAGUAAAACGUACAAUUUCCUUGACCAGUUUGCAGUCCCACCGGCAUAUGUCCUGUAUUUUUCCAAACCCUUGCACUUCGCUUCAUCUACAUCAUCACUCUCAAUGCAUUAAGCGCGAAAUAUUUCUAGGCAGACAGAUUUACCUGGUUUAACUUUCAAUAUCAUGUGACAAUCAGAUAAAAGUGAAAAGCUUCCCAAAUUUGUGCUACUACUAUGUUAUUCAAGUGAAGAACCACCAUUUAGUGUCUAUGCACAAGCCUUUCAAACACCCUGCGUAAUAACUUAUUCCAGCUUAUUCUUUACAAACAAGAAAAAGACACUGCAAUAUCAGUCGUUCAAAUCAUUCAUACCCCACAAGUUGUCAUAUAAACUGUCCAAAUUCGAUCACUUACCUAAGAAGAAACAAUUAAGCCGUCCUUAAAAAUGCCAAGAAAGACAAUGAUUGGCUUCCAGCUGAGACAUAAUCUAUUAAUAAUAUGGAUGCUUACAAAACCAGGUCCUGCAAAGAGACAAAAGUCACAAAAGAACAAAUAGAAUCUAAACCUUAUAGGUAGGGUAGCCGGCAAUGCAUACAACAAAUGCCUUGUUGAAGGAGAAAUAUUUUAAUAGGCAUCUACUUUGGUUAAAUACCAAUAAGAAGUACAAGGGAUCCUUCCAACUACAACAAAUCAUGAAGUCCUUAAAAUUCUGCAUCUCUCUUCUUGUCCUUCAAGCUCUCUUCAACGUUUUCCCUACGAUCGAGGCAGUUCCAGCAUUCUGCCCUGGGGUUUUCAGAGAAUACAUUGGAGCUGAGGGCAAGAAUGUUACAUUUUCUGAUGUCCCAAUUAAUCCAAAUAUUGAGUUUCACUUCCUCCUAUCCUUCGCUAUAGACUACACGAACACAAAAUCACCAGAACCCACUAAUGGUGACUUCCUGGUUUAUUGGGACACUGAUAACCUCACCCCUUCUCAUAUUUCUUCCAUCAAGGCUAAGCAUAAGAACGUUAAGGUAGGAAUGAGUCUCGGUGGUGAUACAGUGAAUGGUAAAAAUGCCACCUUCACUCCUACUUCAAUUACUUCUUGGGUGAGCAAUGCAAUACAUUCAAUCACCAAGAUAGUGAAAGAGUAUAACCUGGAUGCAAUAGAUAUAGAUUAUGAACACUUCAAUGCAGAUCCCGAUACAUUCGCCGAGUGCAUUGGGAGACUGUUAUACUAUCUGAAACAAAACAAUGUCGUCACUUACACAUCAAUAGCACCAUACGCAGAUGAUUCAGUGCAGGUGCACUAUUUAGCACUCUGGAGAAAGUACGGUCAUCUAAUAGACUAUGUCAACUUCCAAUUUUAUGCCUAUGAAAAGGGUACAACCAUUCUUCAGUUCCUACACUACUUUGAAACUCAGAUGUAUAACUAUAAAGGAGGCAAGAUUCUAGUUAGCUUUGGAACUGACAACAGUGGCGGCUUGUCUCCUAGACAUGGAUUCUUUGAUGCAUGCAGCAUACUAAAGAGUCGGGGAACACUUCAUGGUAUCUUUAUUUGGUCUGCAGAUGACUCUAUAAAAGAUCAUUUUCUAUAUGAAAAGCUGUCACAGAACCUCUUAGCAAGUGCAACCGUUUAAGAUAAUCCUUUGUAGGCCAUGUUCCAUGUUUGAAGUAGUUCGCUUACUGUGGUCUUAACAUCAAAAAUCCAGAUUUACAAUUUCUAAAGGUGCUAAAAACUUAAUCUUUGCAUAAGUAUUGAGUAAUAUAGUUUGUUUAAUGUAUGACAGAACACAAAUGCAAGGAAAUAUGAUAAUCAUAGGACAUGAAAUGUACUCAUGGAAUUAGUUGAGGUGCACAACCCAAACAAUUCCAUUAGAUUUGUUUAAAAGUGAUGAACCAUAGGCGCUUCACGAGUGUAUUUCGUUUCUUUUUUAAAUUAAUUUUAUUAUUUUCUUAUGCCUUUCCAUUUUCUUUUUAUUUCUUCUUCGUUUCUUUUCUUCCAGCAGCUUUUCCUCCUCAACCCAUGGAAAUAGUUGAGGUGGACUGGCUGACUCGAACACCACGGUUAUAAAAAAAAAUCGGACACAAAUGUAAAGCUUAUAGCAGCACACUUUCCAACUUGCCAGGGAAUCUAACAAACUGUAGCAAGAACUACAUGUAAAUACCUUCCUCAAAUCUAUUUUUGUCUAAACAAUAUGCCUAUCCACUAUCCAAGGUCUAUAGUAGAUAUAUGUUUAGACAAAAAAAAUAAAACACAAUCCAUACACCUUGCAAACGUCAAGUAUGUAAAAUACAAUACUAUCAGAUAUAUGUUUAACAUGCUACAACUAGAUGAGUACAAAUUUUUUUUGAACAUUAACUAGAUGAGUACAUAUUUACAGUCCAAAUGGAGGAGAUGUGAGCUUAAAAGGAAUCUACACGUGUAAAAGUAUUAAGUCAAUGCAAAUAUACCCACACAACAAAUCAAAUCAACAACUGACAACAGCUAACUUGAAAAACAAAUCAAGUUUCCAACAUAUAUAUUUAGAGUUCAAAUGGAGAAGAUCCUUUUAUGCAUUAUAAUAGCAUUUAUGUUUUCACCUAUAUUACAUGUAACUCAAGUCACUUUAGAAGCUGCAUUCAAUUUAGAGGAACAAUAAUUUACCUCAAACGAAAAAUUAACAUAAAUGACCCAAAUAGCACUCUUUUUUACUUAAAUAUUCAACAUACUUGCAUAUGCUUUUUUUAUUAACAGAAAGUUCAAGUGUUUGGACAUUGGGAUGGAUAUAAAUGGAGUUAUGAUGGAGUCGCUAGCAAAGAGAUACCAUGGUUUUAAGGGAAGAAUACUCACAAUGUACGUGAUGUACUCCUCUCCCAGUCAUGUACAAGCUCCCCGCAAGCAGCAACCAUUUCAAUUCAUAUUGUUACCUUCACUAUUGAGUUUAUCUUUUAGAUUUGACCCAAGAAGUAUAAAUUUAGAAGUUGCAUCCUCCUAACUACUUGGUAGUUAUAAAGAGCUGUUGGAGUUGAAACAGAAAAACUAUAAUAACUCGCAACAACAAAAGUAUUAGUACUAAAAUUUAUUAAAAUGGAGUAAAGGAAACUCAUAUUAGAGAAGCAGCAAAAUCAAGGUUUCAACGAUAGUUAUAGAUGGUAAUAAGGUUGCCUUUCCAUGAUUUCUGUUGCUUGUACAUUUGAUAUUGCCAAGCUAUGCUUACACUAACCAGUGAAUUUUUGCCAUUACUGCUUAUUCUCAAACUCAACUAAUUAUCUGGAUAUGCCACCUUUUGGUUGAUACAGAGCUCUCAAUCUCACAUGUUUGAUUCUUUACUAUGUCUACGUCAUCACUUUGAUUUCAGGAAAGUGCUUACAAAACAUAUUUACGAGUCUGCUGCUUUGUCCUGUGGAGAUGGAGCAAUACCAAACCAAAGACCUCUAAUUAAGAAUUGAGAAAUCUCAACUGUCUUACCCACUCUUUGCUGACAAUGUACAUUACGAUAGCUUCUUGUGAAAACAUGUUUAAUGGGUUUACAUGAAUGUGAAACAUCGACUAGCUUGCAGUUCAAUACUCUUGCUCCUUGUCAAAUCCUUUAACUCAAAGAAGGCAGUCAGACUACGAUAAAACAUUUUCUGGUUCUGAAGUUAACUGAACAAUUCCUUUAAAACUUUUUCUGUUUCGUCUUCGACUGAAGCUAAUGGACAGCCUAGCAACAACUUUCAAGGGUUCAGCAUGUGAGAACUAGGAAGAAGUGAGAAAAAGCAUAUCCAAAAGUGGGCUACUGAGUCAUACAAGUGAAUAACUAACACUAACUAACCAACAACAAUCUCUAAUAAUUAGCAAAUAAGAUGCACAAAUUUAAAUAAUGUGAAGAAACAGAAAUGAACAAAAGCAGUAGCUUUGAAGCUUUGACUUGCUCAAUGUAUACAUAUGCUUCUUCUUUGUAAUAUAGAUUGAAUACGAAAAAUCCUACCUAUACUAAAUAAAAACA
Messenger RNA from Solanum lycopersicum (tomato), 4114 nucleotides. Its product is annotated as chitinase 2-like. NCBI's taxonomy places the organism in Eukaryota, Viridiplantae, Streptophyta, Magnoliopsida, Solanales, Solanaceae. Gene Ontology annotation, biological process: carbohydrate metabolic process. The record is from RefSeq and is a predicted model, not a curated record.